UUGAACUACAUGAUCCUAAUUCUUAAACCACACUUGACACUACUACUACUACUUCUACUAGUCUAGCACACAAUCUCAUCUUCAAUUUCUCAUAAUAAUCUUAGCAUAUCUAGACCUCCCCAAAUUAAACACACAAAUGGCAGCCUCUUCCUCCACCUUGUUCUCCACCCCAACCUUCUCACCUACCCUCCAAAGGCACCACAAUUCCCACCUCUCUCCAUCCAACAUAUCCUUCCAAGGCCUCAAGCCCCUCAUCACAAGGCUCCCAAAAACCAAGUCAAGCACAAAAGUCGUUACCACCACACCCAGAAGAAAUGUUGUGAAGGCAGAGCUGAGUGCACCCCUUGUGAUAAGCUUGAGCACAGGGCUAUCACUCUUCUUAGGAAGGUUUGUGUUCUUCAACUUCCAAAGAGAGAACGUGGCCAAACAAGUGCCUGAGCAAAACGGUGUGACCCACUUCGAAGCUGGUGACACUCGUGCUAAAGAGUACGUUAGCCUCCUCAAAUCCAAUGACCCAGUUGGGUUUAACAUCGUGGAUGUCUUGGCUUGGGGUUCUAUUGGUCACAUAGUUGCUUAUUAUAUCUUGGCCACCACUAGCAACGGCUAUGAUCCCAAGUUCUUUGACUGAAGAAUUUUGUCAUUUUUCUAUCUCUAGCUAUGUGCCUGUGCCACUGCUACCCUUUUGUUGAUUUCUGUUUUAAUCGGUCUGUAACUUUGGAAUUUGUAUAGUGUAUGUUUUUUAGUUGGGGAGGUUAUUUAAUUUCUUUGUUAUGUUGUUUUUAGUUUCAUUUUCAUGUAUGCUUUUAUAUUUUGGUUUGCAUGGAGGAGAUAAUUGGAUAAGGGUUGUGCUUUCUCUUUA
Messenger RNA from Quercus robur (English oak), 859 nucleotides. Its product is annotated as photosystem I reaction center subunit V, chloroplastic. The transcript has a single exon. Gene Ontology annotation, cellular component: chloroplast thylakoid membrane; photosystem I. Gene Ontology annotation, biological process: photosynthesis. Bases 137 to 628 code for a protein of 163 amino acids. The record is from RefSeq and is a predicted model, not a curated record. Lineage: Eukaryota; Viridiplantae; Streptophyta; Magnoliopsida; Fagales; Fagaceae.